Molecule: messenger RNA, 6424 nt
Organism: Cynoglossus semilaevis (tongue sole)
Lineage: Eukaryota; Metazoa; Chordata; Actinopteri; Pleuronectiformes; Cynoglossidae
Exons: 10
Coding region: 377-5566 (1729 amino acids)
Biological process (GO): cell differentiation
Source: RefSeq, a predicted model, not a curated record
CCGCCCUCCACCUCCACCUCCUCUCCUCCUCCUCCAGGUGGGAGCUACAGGUCGAGGACAGUGGGAACUUCUCUCCGUUUCAGUCGGCGUUCGCAGCCGUGAGCUGAAGAACCCAAACUCCGCACGGCGUUAAUCAACAAAUCCAGUGCUCGGCUCUCGAUUCUCUCCCUGAGGCGUUUUUUUUUUCACGGAAAUGUCACACCUGAAGUUUCGCUCCGGACGCUAAGAGUUUGAAUCUGGGGAAGAAGAAGAAGAAGAAGAAGAAGAAGAAGAAGAAGAAGCUCAGAACCGGGAAAACGGCUUCCAAUGGAGAGAGGCUGAACCAACCCUUUAAACUCUGCACGUUAACAAGGCCGAAGCUCCAGCUCGAGGUGUCAUGUCUAACCGUGACUCCCUGGGUUUUGGGGAGUUACUUCCCCAGGACGUGGUUCAGAUCUUUGCCCAGGAGAAACACAGCAAAAGAGGCCACAAGAAGCGCAGUCACUCUCUGGGCCGGGCGCUGGGCUGGCUGAAGGGCAAGAAGGGCAAAGAUCAGGGCAGGAAUGGGCGAAAUCUGGGUCUGGGUCCUGCACUUGACCUGGCCUUGGAGGGACCCUCAGCUGGGACGCAAGGUGGACACAAGGGAGGACAGAAGUCAGGGAGACACACACACCAUCAUGGGAACAGCCAAGCUCAGUCAAAGCGAAAUGACAACGAGAAUUCAGCGCCUCUGUUGCUCCAAGAGAAUGUGUUCAUCGAGUCCACGAGACCAAAGUACCUGGAGGACCUUCACACUGAGGCUCAGGAAGGGUUAAAAAUGCAGCAGCAGGAAGAAACCAGCAGUGGGAUGGAGUACCAGGACAACGAGAGCACGAUUUCGACCAUGUCGGUCCAAACUGACGGAGAAGGUAGAGGGUUUAUGACCGACAGCACCAUUCCAGAUACAUCUUCAGUCGUCUCGGUACAGUCGUCAGUGUCCACCCGAUCAUCCCGCUCCGGACUCACCAGACAAGGUAUCCUCAUAGCCAGAACACUACCCUUGAGUUCCGGGAAAAAAUCUGAAAGGACCAAAAGGAAACGACACCGGAAGACUGUUGCUGGAAUCCCUCAGCAUGUUCAGAGAGACCUUGGGUUGGACAGAGUGGGAUGGACAGUGAACCGAAGGUUGGAAGAAGAGCAGUAUUAUAAUGGUGAUAGUGAUAUAAGUCCCACUGCUGACGGGCCACAAAGAGGGUCAGAGUCAACAAAGGGUGUUGGUUCUAUCGGCCCUGGCAUCAGGAUCAUUCAGCCUCAGAACGAAGACCAAGUCAAACGGAUCAGUGCCACAAAUGCUGGUCAUAUGGACGAUCUGGCCCUGUUGCAACGUUUUGGGCCUGACUUGUCAGAUUGUGAUAGGCCCAAGUCACUGGCCGUGCCCUGGAUGACCACUGGGAACAGCCUUCAGCAGGCCCCACCCAGUCCUGUCAUGUCCAUGUCUCCCCAGGCUGCUUACAUGUCCAAAAUCAUUCCCAACGCUGUGUUGCCACCUUCCAUUGACGUAGUGGAAAUAAACCGCGGGCGAAGUCGCAGCCUCCGCACCGUCAGCAAGAGCAGCCUGCUGCUCUCCAGCCCUGCCUCGUCCCGUGCUUCCUCUCGGGCCUCCUCAUGCAGAACCACCGCCUCGCAAGAUUCCAGCAUAACUUCUGCAUCACGCUACAACCACCCAAGUGUAUCCGAUAGCUCUUGUUGGAGCAACUCUGAGUCCUCAAACACCUUGGUAUCGGAUUCCUCGACUAUUUCAGGUCACAGCACCCCGAGACAGAAGAGGUCACGGGAAGGUGAUGUUUCUGAGAAGGAGGACAGAGUCAGUGUUUAUUCCUCAAACAGCAGGGCCUCUAAGUGCACCUCCAACGGUAUUGUAAGGAGGAAAGUUGAUGUAGUCAAAAACGAGGGUCAACUGGUACGUAGCCUCUCUGUCAUGAAAUCCAAGAAGGCUCCACCGCCGCCAAGCCGCUCAUAUUCCCUUCAUAAUAAAAUGAAGAGACGAUCGCGUGAUCUGGCAGAGAUUAGGGUCAUUCCAGGGGAAUACUCUCUCCAAAGAAUUUCGCCCUUAGGUGAGGAAAAUGAAAAAAUGAAAUCGGGAAAUACUGUCAUGCCUUGCAAACCUAUUGACAGCCCAGGUUACAAUGCUGACACCAGCUCUCUAGAUGAUUCCACAGGAUCUGGAUCAUUCAGUCCCAUGAAAUUGCAAGCACUAAGGACAGAUCAAGCUUUAAAGACGGAAGGAGAAAAUGCGAGGGAUUCUGUACAAAAGAAGGAACAGCUUCAGGGAAAUAAGCUAAGCAAAACCAUAUCCCCGUCCAGUGGCUACUCCAGUCAAGAUGCAACAUCCCCACUGCUCUUGAAACAUUCUCAGAACUCUUCUGGAAAGCACAAGAAGAGCAUCUUAUCAAAGUUUCACAAGUUAAUUUCUGGGUCGUCUUCUGCUGGUUCAGCUCCGACUCCUGUCCCACGGCAGGCUCUUCCACAGAGCUCAAAAACCACUGUUGGUGGUACAUCUAACGCUGUUGAUGCACUGGGUGUAAGUCCUGCUGUAAGAACACUGAGAGAACUGUUCAACAUCCCUCCACACCCUAAAGUCCAUGCACCCCCACCGCCUCCUCCAGAGGUCUGGUGUCACAGCAAGCGUUCAGUUGAGUUGCUCCUGGGACCUCCCGUGCCUGACAACCUUCACGUCAUCAUUAAGAAGAAUCCAAAGGACAGGAGACAACAGAGGCAGUCGCCAUCGGCAUCAACGGACGGGUCUGUGAAGAGCUUAGUGGCAGAGAGGAAACAGAAGAAUUUAGCCAUAAUCGUGGAUUCCAUCAAUGUAGGUCUCAAUGGGGUUGAAAGAGAGAAAGUUCAAGAAGGUGUGAACGUGGAGAUUCAAAAGGUAAAGAAUGAAAGACUGACUGAGAACGUAAAUCUGAAGGAAACUACUGUAACGGAAGUGAGUCAGAAGGCAAGAGGAAGUGAUUUAUUGAAUGGAUUGUUAGCGAAGGCUGUCGAGAAACGUGAAGAAAGGCUGGCAGCAGCAAAACGAGAAGAAGAGGCCAGGAAGUUGGCCACGGAAUCCAGAGAGAUGAAUUCCCAUGAAAAUAACCUGGCCACCGUUUCAACAACACGAGUUUCCUCUUCCACUGUGCCGCAAACCCACGCUAAAAAGACGACAGAAGCUGCUGUGUCCCCCGAGUCAUCCUGGCCCCCACCACCUCCACCUAUGAAACAAGCAGGUGUUGGUGGCCGUGAUGACGUAGAUUUUCCCCUUCCUCCUCCGCCACCGUUUGGUGAGGUACCUGGUUCAGGACCAACGGAGAGGUCCAGUAUCGUAACAACACCAUCUCUGGUGAUCAUGAAAGUAGAGCCACAGAAGUCCAGUCCAUCUCCAUCUCAGACUACAGCUCCUGCUCUAAAUAUCCCACCUCCACCGUCCUACUCAGCUCCUCCUCCACCACCACCUGUUAAAGCCGCCUCCCCUCCUGUACCUACGGUGAUCUGUCCACCGCCAACACAGAUCCCUCCUCCACCAUUAGUGAUCUCUCCACCACUACCACCACCGCCUCCAGCUGAAUACUUCUAUUCACCCCCACCUAAGAUGAUCUCACCAACACCAUCAACGGACGUCACCCCAUCACCACCUAAGGUCACUUCUUCAUCGUCCUCUAAAGGGUUAUCUCCCUCACCACCCAAGGUCAUCUCUCAACCACACUUGACACCGUCUACGCAGGUGCUGAUCUCUACUCCACCACCACCAACAACAACAUCUAUUGAAAUUUGUCUACAACCUAAUGUCAUUUCACCUCCACCACCACCACCACUGCCACCAUCGAAAGAGUUCCCUCCACCACCAACGGUGAUCUUUACUACACCACCACCAACGAAAGAGGAAGUGGUGGUACUUAAAAAGGUUCCUCCUCCUGAAGAAAUCCCUCCUUUAUCAAGUGAAAGCAUCACUCCACCCUCAGUGCCUGAAGAAGUCCCUCCACCGUCAACCGAAAACGUCGCUCCACCCUCACAGUCUGAAGUCUCUCUGUUAUCAGUUAACGAGAACCUUCCACCAAUAUCUGAAGAGACGUCUUCAUCACCAGUCAAAGAAGCCUCUCCUGCACAACCUAUGGAACCCGUUCUUCAUCCACAGCCUAUUUCGCCUCCUUCGCUUAAGGAGGUCCCCGUCCUGCCACCUGAGAACAUCUCUGUUCAACCACCCAUAGAAGAUCGCCCCAUAUCACCCAACGUGACAGUUCCUCCUCCGGAUCAAGAGGCCUCUUGUCCGUUGGUUACUGAAGUAUCAGUUUUGCCUUCUGAAGAGAUUCCUGAAGAGGAUUCUCUUUGUUCUGCUGAAGAGAACAUCACAACGCCCGCCGUAGAAAUAUUUGUUAAUAGGUUUAAACCGCCAGAAAGUAUUCCACCUCCACCUCCCCUGUCAACACAGCUCCAGUUGUCAGAGCAAAAUAAAGAUAUUUCACAACAGAACAUCCAGCCUGAAUGUCCAACCAAUCCUUCUUCAGCUGAUCGUAUCCUCACCCCCCCACAGGGUAUACCACCUUUAUCUCAUUCAGAGGUUCUGCAUCAACCUGAGGAUAUUCCUACCAGCACUGACAGACAACUCACUGAAAUCUCAAUCACACAAGCUACUGAAUCCAACCCGUCACCUGAAAAGUCAGAAGAACUUGUUGGACGUCCAAGUCCAAGUCCUUCCCUACCACAGAAUUUAGACAGUGGAAAGGACGAGUCUAAAAAUGUUAGUGUAGAACUUCAAAACCAAGAGCCAGAACCCGUCCAUGUUUCACAGGAGGGAUCCGACCCUGUUGUAAUUUCCUCCCCUCCUGUCAACAACAUUCCUGAGCCGGCCUGUUCUGAAGAACAACCGCAGCCUAGGGUCACCAUGAGGAAAGAGCUGCCCAGCGUUCUGGUUCUAACCUCAUCUGCGAGUGGCGAGGCUCCACAAAAGCCCAUCAGAAAGUCUUUAAUCAUGACCUCUCCCACGUCUACUUCACCGCCUGCGUUAGGACCUGUGCACCUAGCUCUACCCAAACCAUAUUCACCUUUGGCUCCAGUGACAUCUUCAGCUACGAUCCCCUCUCCCACACAAAAAUCUCCUCCUGUCACCACCGCCCCUUCGUCCAUGAACCUACAGGAGGCAAUCCGUCUGAGGACAGCGGCCAGAUCAAAAGAAAACCCCGCCUCUUGCCUUAAACUGCACUCACCGACAUCCCCGGACCUGCGGACGUCCCCCAGAUCUCCAGCAAGCACAGCCAGUUUCAUCUUCUCCAAGAGCAACAAAAGGCUGUCGAGUGAGACCAAGCCAGUGUCAGAGGUCAAGACAAGUGUGCCGAAGAACCUGGGUAUUGUGUCCUCAACUAAGGUGGGGAGUGAGGAAGCAUCGGUGAAAAGGGGAGCGAAGAUGCCGCCACCUGUAGCGAGGAAACCCAAAGCCAAAGCCAAAGAAAAUGGGACCAGCGAAGGGACUGACUCCACUGUUGGACAGGAAGAACAGCAAGACGUCUUUCUGGACGAUACAGAGAAGACGGCAGAAUCUGCUGAAGGAAAAGGAACUGCGUCGACGUGAUUUUAAAGACUGGGACUGAGACUACGUCAAAUCCACUGCAAGUUGAUCUUUGUGUGUGUGAGACAAACGUUUUUUUUUGUGUUUGUUUUUUUCAGAGAUGACUUGUUUAUUUCAAAGAUGCUGGAUUUUCUACAAAAUGAUCUGAACAUGUUGUUAACGGUGUGGGUCUUACGGUACACAAUCUGCGUUUUCCGAACACAAAAUAGUUUCUUAGCUUUUUCCCAGAGGGCAUUCUGAGUUUCACUGUGGCAACAGAUACAAAUAUAUACUGCCCUCUAGUGCCAAACAAUGAUUGUACCACUUCAUGUGCUGCUGAAUCAGAGCUUGUAGUCAGUCGUCGCUGCAACGGGACGUUGGGACUCAUCUGUAAAUAUAGCAACACUCUCUACGUGUAUUAUAUCCACUGGUAAUGGAUCUUUAUUUUCUCCAAAGACUUUAAUACACCAAUUAUAUUUGUUAAAGAGAAAAAAAAAUAUUAAUUAUCUUAAGUUAUUUUUCCUCUCGUGUUUAGUCCACGUCUGUGAGACCCUUUAAGACCAUGUCACUUAAGUGUGUUUGUGUGUUAAUCAUUUACAAAUUAGAGAGAAAAAAAAAUCCCACAUCUAUUUUAUGAUUCAACGCUGUUUUAUGUUUGUAUUUGCUAAUAUGAUAAAAGUAAAGAGCAGAAAUGAUAGUGAACACUGGAACCGUUGGGUCGGAGCACGAGUUCUGCUGCUUUUAGUUACUGACGACUUACAGUCAUUCCAGCUCAAACUGUGGGGUGUUUCUGUGUUUCAGACCUUCUAUUCUAACAAAUGAUCAUUUAUUUUGAAAAGAAAAAAGAUUUAUGGACAAAUAAAAGCAGCCGCAUAAAUACCA